Messenger RNA from Aethalodelphis obliquidens (Pacific white-sided dolphin), 3495 nucleotides. It is a transcript of the gene FICD, whose product is annotated as FIC domain protein adenylyltransferase. The coding region runs from base 1312 to 2688 and encodes 458 amino acids. The record is from RefSeq and is a predicted model, not a curated record. Gene Ontology annotation, molecular function: protein binding. The transcript is spliced from 4 exons. Lineage: Eukaryota; Metazoa; Chordata; Mammalia; Artiodactyla; Delphinidae.
AAAAAAUGUGAAUUAAAAUGGAGCUUUCAGUUCUCUGCUUCAAGGAGAAAACUUCUCACUGUCGACUGAAAAACAAAACAUACAACCUGGAAGUUGAAUUGUUCUUGUUCAGGGACAUUACUGACGACUGCAGAGUCCUCUCAACUCUGAAGAACUGUUCCAAAGAGGUAAGGGAGGAGCCAGGAUAUGAGUUUUUGGGGGGGGGGGGGGUUGGAGGUGCAGUUGAACACUCAGAAGAUUACUGCUAAUCACAAAAAGCAUCUCAAGUGAAUGAGUUUAGUGCCUUUCUAUAAGAAGAUGGAAGAAUGUAGCCUCAUUGAAAUUGUUCCUUUGAUAUGCAUCUUAAUUAUCUAGGACCAGUAUCCUGUUUUUUUCCAUCUUGAGUUCCACCUAGGGCACACAAACCCUCUGGGCAGCUGCAACGUAGGAUGGCUUGAGGGUGGCCAUAAUCCAUUGUCUACCAGAAUGGCAGGCAAAGUUCUUUGCUUGCUGAAAUGGCAGGCAACAUUCUUUGCCCACACCGGGAAGCAAGAGAACCAGCCAGGCUCUUCUCAAGAGGAUGUAAAUUUAAAAGUCAGGAGGCAAAGAAGGUGAGAGACGGGGGAAGAGGGCAACCCUGGUAGGACAGAGAGGAGGCUGAGAACGCGGGGUGUUAAGUCAGACUAACAGGGUGGACAGCUGUAAACCAUCAGCAUUCUCACUUUACACCUAAGGAAACUGAGGCCCAGGGGACUGCGAGAGGGGCCCGCGGAAGUAAGAAACUUAAGGGAAAGACAAUUGGAACUUCGAGUUUUCAGGCCGUACCCAGAGCGCCCCAAAACCGCACAGGCGGGGGUUUUCCGCACCUGGGGCUCCCGCUUGUCGCUCACGCCCCGCCUCUCCUAUUGCUUAUUGGUCCUUUCGGGCACGAGACCAAUACAGGAGUCAGCCAAUGGGAGUGGCCCACGGCGCGUCUUUCCCGGGAAAGCGGAGGCAGAGCGGGAACCCGGAAAUGCGAGGCGCAGACAAAGUGAGGAAGCCAAUACGCUGCGAAGAGGAUGGCGGGCCGGCCAAUGGCGAGUCGCCGAGGGCGGGGCCACGGGCUGACGGCAAAGGUCUCCGGAGCCGGCGGCCAGCCGAGACUGCGAGUGCUGAGAAGGCGACAGCAGAGCAGGGCCCGGUAGUGGCGCGAGGUUGUCUGGGAAUUGACUUGCUCUCUGUGUAUCAGUUUCUUUCGUCUGUAAAGUGGAGCCUAGGGGCUGCUUUCCUCCGUGAGGUGGUGAGGGAUCCAGCCACUGUGGACAUGUGCAAGGGGCCCACCCCUGGGUCCAGAUGACACUCAUGUCGAUGGCUUCAGUGAUGGCGGUGACUGAACCAAAAUGGGUCUCAGUCUGGGGCCGCUUCCUGUGGGUGAUACUGCUGAGCAUGGCGCUGGGCUCCCUGAUGGCCCUGCUGCUGCCGCUGGGGGCCAUGGAGGAGCAGUGUCUGGCUGUGCUCAAAGGCUUCUACCUGCUCAGGAGCAAGUUGGACAGGGCCCAGCCUACUGUCACCAAGUGCACCAGACCAUCCACGGAGCUCAGUGUCACCUCCAGGGAUGCAGCACCGCUGGUGGUCAAGACCAAGGCCUCUGCAGCCAGCAAAUUAGAAGCCAAAGCAGCUUUGAACCAAGCCCUGGAAAUGAAACGCCAGGGCAAGCGGGAGAAAGCCCACAAGCUCUUCCUGCACGCCCUCAACAUGGACCCGGGCUUCGUGGACGCGCUCAAUGAGUUCGGCAUCUUCUCAGAAGAGGACAGGGACAUCAUCCAGGCUGACUACCUGUACACCAGAGCACUGACCAUCGCGCCCCACCACAAGAAGGCGCUGGUCAACCGCGACCGCACGCUGCCGCUGGUGGAGGAGAUUGACCAGCGGUACUUCAGCAUCAUCGACAGCAAAGUGAAGAAGGUCAUGUCCAUCCCCAAGGGCAACUCGGCACUGCGCCGGGUCAUGGAGGAGACGUACUACCACCACAUCUACCACACAGUGGCCAUCGAAGGCAACACUCUCACCCUCUCAGAGAUCAGGCACAUCCUGGAGACCCGCUACGCCGUGCCGGGGAAGAGCCUGGAGGAGCAGAAUGAGGUCAUUGGCAUGCACGCGGCCAUGAAGUACGUCAACACGACGCUGCUCUCCCGCAUCGGCUCUGUCAGCAUCAGCGACGUGCUGGAGAUCCACCGGCGGGUGCUGGGGUACGUGGAUCCCGUGGAAGCUGGCCGCUUUCGCACGACCCAGGUCCUGGUGGGCCACCACGUCCCGCCCCACCCUCAGGAGGUGGAGAAGCAGAUGCAGGAGUUCAUACAAUGGCUCAACUCGGAGGACGCCAUGAACCUGCACCCGGUGGAGUUUGCGGCCCUGGCCCACUAUAAACUCGUCUACAUCCACCCCUUCAUCGACGGCAACGGCAGGACCUCGCGCCUGCUCAUGAACCUCAUCCUCAUGCAGGCGGGCUACCCGCCCAUCACCAUCCGCAAAGAGCAGAGGUCCGAGUACUACCACGUGCUGGAGGUGGCCAACGAGGGCGACGUGAGGCCGUUCAUCCGCUUCAUUGCCAAGUGCACAGAGACAACCCUGGACACCCUGCUCUUUGCCACCACAGAGUACCCUGUGGCACUGCCAGAGGCCAGACCCAACCACUCUAGGUUCAAGGAGACGCUGCCUGUGAAGCCCUAAUGCUCUAAAUCCUCCCUUGGUGGCAAAGGAUGUCCCGGGGGGGAAUAAAUCCAAGAAACUCAGCAAUUCUAGAAACCUAGUCAUCUCCCAGAGUAAAAGAAGAUGGGUAAGAAACCUAAACAUUCUUUACCUCCAAAUGCUUCUUUAAAGAAGAAAACUAAGUUAUUAAGCCUUGUCCCUAAGAUAACUUAUAAUUGAGCCCAGUUAUUUAUUUCCCUCAGAGCUGGUUAAAUGUGUGCUGUCUGUGCUGGUGGCCCCGAUCCUUGGGGUGGCCCCAGCAGGCUUUGGGGGCAUCAGUGCUCCUUGUGUGACCAGAACACAGGUUCUGGAGCAGAAUCUGCACUGAGGUGGGGUCCGGAGGAGUAACCCCUUGCAGCCCUUUCUGGAACCGGCCGCGAGGGUCUGUGACUACCUGAGAGAGAGGAGAACCCGGUCGCAGUUGUGAGAAGUGACUGAAAGCUUCCUUUCGUACAGGCGUUGGCUCCCCUACCAAGAGGUUAGUGUUGUAACUAAUCCUUACCGGUAGAGCAAAUUUCUGAGAUAUGAAAUGAACGUUUACAGUAUAUCUAGUUAGAUACCUUGCUUAUUUCGAGGAAGGUUCUUUGAGCCAUAGUUUGCAAACUCCGGUACCAGAGGCUGUUAUUUUGCCACGUCGGCCGUUUCUCUAAUUAAGAACAGGGGCGUGGCUAGCCUGGGUGCUUUGUAUUGAUGUUUCUCACAUCUGCAGCAAUUCAGACCAGAUGUUUCAGUCUAAAGGUUCUUCUGGGUUUGUCACCUAACAAUUAAAUCCUGCUGCAAAUCUGAAGA